Messenger RNA from Apodemus sylvaticus (European woodmouse), 6154 nucleotides. RefSeq names its product mitoguardin 1 (gene Miga1). The transcript is spliced from 18 exons. Gene Ontology annotation, biological process: mitochondrial fusion. Bases 888 to 2690 code for a protein of 600 amino acids. The record is from RefSeq and is a predicted model, not a curated record. Lineage: Eukaryota; Metazoa; Chordata; Mammalia; Rodentia; Muridae.
UGCCCUCCCGCCUCAUCACUGCCUGUUAUCCAUCUGGAAUCCUAAGGCCCAAGUAAACCCUUUCUCCUCCUUGAUCCAGGUGAUGGUUGAAUCACGAUAAUGCCAGCAUCCGAACUGUAACCAGAUCUCUGGGCACAGAAAUCAGCAUCUGAAUGCACAGUGCACAAGACCAAACCCCAAGAGGGCACCAACAGGACACGGUAUCCAACCCUAGUAAUUCCAACACUCUAGAGUUGGAGACAGGAGGAUCAGAAGUUCAACGUUAUCCUUGGCUAAGUAGGGAGUUCAAGAACUGUGUGGUGUACAUAAGACCCUCUCUCAGAAUGAAUAUGUAGAAGUCAAGCUCACAAAACGAAAAUAUUUGAGAGCCGAGCAUGGCGGCACAUGCUGUAGUCCCCCGAACUCAGAAGGCAGAGGCAGGUGGAUCUCUGUGAGUUGAAGGCUAGCCUGAUCUACAGAGAGUUCCAGGGCAGCCAGAGCUAUGCAGAAAAACCCUGUCUCAAAAAAAAGAAGAAAAUAUUCGAAAUAUGAGCCCUUCGAAGCCAGAAGAGAACAUCAUAUCCUCAUGAAACCAGAGUUUCAGACUGGUGUGAGCUGCCUGUCGCGGAUAGUGGGCAUCUAACCUGAGUCCUGUACAAGACAGACGAGCACUGUUAACCACGGAGCCAGAUCCCUGGGACAGGGUCUCAGUAUGUCUGGCCUGGAACUCGACACGUAGACCACGCUGACCUCAAACACGCGGAGAUCCGCCUCUCAAGAACCAGAAGCAAAGGCAUAUACCUUACCGGGCAAGAAUUUAACUUUGCAUCUUUGAUGGAUAAAGCAACCAGAAAUCUCUGUGGCUGAUUAACUCCUGUUUCAUUGAAUUAAGAUUGAACAGAGGCGACAUGUCAGAAGAGACAGUCAGCAGAUCACAGUUCUCCUUGAAGACGUGCGCAGUUAGGGUGUUUGCUCUCCCCGUGUCUUGGUAUCAUUCUCUCUCGCAGAUCAAAUUUUCACCAGUAGCUAAGAAGUUGUUCUUGGUGACUGCGGCGAGUGCUGUGUCUGUGAUCCUUCUGGCCCAUCACUUUAAAAGAAGACGGGGAAAACAGAAGAGAACUGAGCUGCCCUGGGAGCCGGAGCACCUUCUCCUCGAGCACACCAGGAGAGCCGCGUCAGACAAAGGUUCGAGUUGCUCCAGUAGUAGACAGAAUCUGACCCUGUCGCUAAGUUCCACCAAAGACAAAGGAUCUCAGUGUUGCAGCUACCUGAAUGGAGGGCUUCUCAGCAGAUACUCCGGCUCUGCCCAGAGCUUGGGCUCUGUCCAGAGUGUUAACUCCUGUCAUAGUUGUGCCUGUGGAAAUUCUAACUCCUGGGACAAAGCAGAUGAUGACGACAUCAGACUUGUUAACAUUCCUGUGACCACGCCUGAGAACUUGUAUCUGAUGGGUAUGGAAUUAUUUGAAGAGGCGUUACGUCGAUGGGAACAAGCUCUGACGUUUCGAAGUAGACAGGCUGAAGAUGAAGCCUGCAGCUCUGUCAAACUGGGAGCUGGAGAUGCCAUUGCAGAAGAAAGUGUGGAUGAUAUUAUUAGUACAGAAUUCAUCCAUAAACUUGAAGCUCUGCUUCAGAGAGCGUAUCGUCUCCAAGAGGAGUUUGAAGCUACGCUUGGGGGAUCUGACCCUAAUUCCCUUGCAAAUGAUACUGAUAAAGACACAGAUAUGAGCGUGAGGGAGACUGUGGAUGAGUUCGGCCUGCCAGACACCAUGAACGUUGACUCCGCAGAUCUCUUUGCUUCAGCCACAGAGCUUGCGGAGCACAGAGAAGCACAGCAAGCCUACAGCCUGGAGUCUUUUUGCCGCUGCCCUUUCUACGAAGAAGCUAUGCAUUUAGUUGAAGAAGGAAAAAUUUACUCCAGAGUUCUGAGAACCGAGAUGCUGGAGUGCCUGGGAGACAGCGAUUUUCUCGCCAAGCUUCACUGUAUCCGGCAGGCCUUUCAGCUAAUCCUUGCAGAAGCAGACAACAGGUCGUUCCUUGCUGAAAGUGGGAGGAAAAUUUUGUCAGCUUUAAUUGUGAAAGCCCGGAAGAAUCCAAAGAAAUUUCAAGAUGUUUUUGAUGAAAUGAUGUAUUUUUUAGAGCAGACUGAUCACUGGGAUAGUACUGAGAUGGAACUUGCUGCCAGAGGGGUGAAAAAUUUAAAUUUUUAUGAUGUGGUUCUGGAUUUUAUAUUAAUGGAUUCCUUUGAAGAUCUGGAAAACCCGCCGACAUCCAUUCAGAGCGUGGUGAGCAACCGCUGGCUCAACUCUUCCUUCAAAGAAACCGCUGUGGCCUCAAGUUGCUGGUCAGCGCUGAAACAGAAAAGGCAGCAGGUGAAGAUCUCAGAUGGAUUUUUCGCCCAUUUUUAUGCCAUCUGUGAGCAUGUCAGUCCUGUCUUAGCCUGGGGCUUCUUGGGUCCGAGAAAUUCUCUCUAUGACUUAUGUUGCUUCUUUAAGAAUCAAGUUCUUUUCUUUCUCAAAGACAUCUUUGACUUUGAGAAGGUGCGCUAUUCCAGCAUAGAUACGCUGGCAGAGGACCUCACACACUUACUCAUGCGCCGCACGGAGCUGCUAGUCACCUGUCUUGGUGCAGACGCCCUGAGGCAUGCCACUGCCUGUACUAGCGGGCACUCCCACACUGUGCCCACUGCGCUGUUAGAAGCCAAAGUACAAUAAGUACCAGAAGAGGUUUGAGACCACUGUCCAGUGCUCUAGGGUAACUGCCGACGGUGAGUGGGCCUCAGAGUCUACAGGAUUGAUAACGUGGCCUCAGGGAGGAGGGCCUUGUCUAGGAUGGGUGGGUGUGGCCUCAGGGAGGAGGGCCUUGUCAAGGAUGGGUGGGUGUGGCCUCAGGGAGGAGGGCCUUGUCAAGGAUGGGUGGGUGUGGCCUCAGGGAGGAGGGCCUUGUCAAGGAUGGGUGGGUGUGGCCUCAGGGAGGAGGGCCUUGUCAAGGAUGGGUGGGUGUCCUGCAUGUAUGCAGGAGGUUUGUCAUUGAAGCCAUGCUAUGGAUCCAGAGUGACUUUUUAAUAAUCUUUGGGUAAUAAUUUAAGUUGUGAAAUGUUGCAUAUCUUGUGACUGUUGCUUGAAUUGAAGCCAAUGCUAUAGGAGUCCAUUGUCUUCACACAAUCUGCAGUGUCCAGUAUCAUCCUCAAAUGUGUCUUGACGCUUUGCUCCUUGAAAAUACACUAGCCCAAGGUGAUUGUAUUUGUGUAACAAUCUAUGACUUCUAGCAUCAACAUACUUAACUUUGCCUGAAAUGUAUUUCUAACCAUAUUUACUAUUUGUUUAAUAGAAUUUAUACGAUAGAGAUGUUUACCUGUGCUGUUUACCCAUGACUUGUAUAUUUGCUACUGUAUUUGAAUCAAAGAAGUCACCCUCACAAAGGACUGGCUGCCCAGCUGAGGGUGGUGAGCAGUUUACAGUGCCCACCUGGGGAGGGUCGCCUGCAGGCCAGAGGCUGUUACUGUUGUCCUGUAAGUUAUGAUACACUGAGUAUUUUUAUCUCAUUUUCCCUCAGAUGAAUAUUAAAUUUGAAAAUAUCAUUUAUUUACAAAAAAAAGAAUUAAAAAUGUAUCCUCUUUUAAAUGUAACUUUGAGGCUUGCUUAAAGUAUUAAACUUUAGAAUAAGAUAAUUUCCUUUUUUUCACAAAACAAACUUUUAAUUACAUAGAGUUUAUCACAUUAGAACUUUGUCAUGUUAUGCAGAAAUGUUAAAAAUACUCAUACUUUGAGCUUACGUUUUAAAGGAAUUUUUCUCUCAGUUGUAAAAUGCUAAUAUUUUAAAUGCUAUGGGAGUAUAAUUUUAUGUCCUUAUGAUAAACAUAUGAGCAACUGGGUUAUAAGUAACCUUCAAAGUACAUUCUAUAUUUUCAAGGUUUCAUUAAUUUUGCUUUAAGAUCAUGAACCAUGUUUUCACCAGUGGAUUGGAUUCACUGACUUGUUGUUCUAAAGUGGGCUGCAUUGAUUUUAAGAGAGAAUUAUACAGAAGGAUGUGAAAUGGGUUUUUAAAUAAUGCAUUUUUAGAUUAAAGUGCCUAGAUUAAGGUUAAUGAUGAGAAAAUAAAAAGUGAAAAGAAGUUUAAUUUUUUAAGACUUUAAGCAUAUAGGUGCAUCACAGUUAUGUAAUCAGUUACCUGUGCCAUUAGCUGCAGGCUCUGAGGCCUGUGCUCUCAGGCACGGCCUUUGCCUUCUCCCCGUAGUUCUUCCUUUCCUGACCACCAUGCGCGAUUCUGCCUGAGGACGAAGCGCACUGAGCCCCAGCUCCCUUCCUGCUUUCACUUUAGAUAUUUUUACCUAUGAGCUGUCACCAAUGUGACACAUGUGUGCGUGCCUUCCUGUUACCACAUAAGCAAGACAGUUGUGCAUUAUAUUCAUUUAUUCAUUGGAGAUCUAAGUGUUUUGUCCUGUGGUUUUGUAAACAGCGAUAUAAGUGUACUAUCUUUUAGAGGGAAAUCCUCGUUGAAAUGGUUUGGAAGAACUGCACUGUAUAACAGUAAACCUGCAAUGAUGUGAGAUGAUCUUGGUGGGUGACCUUUCCAAAAAGUAUUUGAUUUUCUUUCUGGUUUUACAUUCCAGUUAAAAAAAUAAAUUGCCCAUCUUCAAGAAAGGGUUCCUUUGUCAAACUCAGUGCUUAAGUUUUGAUGGGUUAUUAACUAGAAUAUAAACAAGAUAGUUUGUGGCCUUUGAUAAAAGAGAUCAGAAUGACCAAAUAAAAUUUGGGAGCAAUAAAUGUAGGAGAAAAAUCUUUGGUGGGAGGUUUGGGAAAGCUUAACUUUUUAAAGGAAAAUGUCUUUUUAAAAAGACUAUCUGUGGCUCUGACUGUUGAAAAUACAUACCAGUUUUUAUUUGCCUUAAAAUUAAACAUAGAAGCAAUGCUUUAACAGAUAAAAGCAAAAUAUCAAGCGAGGGUAGAGCCUGUUACGGAAAGAAGACUCACGGUGUUAGCCGAAGAUAGCUACCAUGUGCAAGAUGAUCGAGGGCAGAGUUGAGCCUGAGAAAACUGGGACAACUUCAGUUGAUUUAUUUUCCUUUAUUUGUUUGUUUUUCUAUGUUCUUGUUCAACUAAAAAAGUAGUUAUUUCUUCCCAAAGGUUAACACUAUGUUCAUAAAUUAACAAAACAGAAUUCUCUGUUUUUACAAGAAGCCACGGUUUUCUAUUCUGUAACAGUCAGCUCGAAAGAGCUGUGUCUGUCUCCCGAAACACACUUCUCACAUGAGCCAUUGAUUUGUUGAGCUGACUGACUACUGGAAGUAUUUACAAGUGUUUCUCGGCUGUAAGAUGUAGCGUUUCCUCCUUUCUUUCUGGCAACUGCCCUAGAGAUGGGGAGGGCCAGCGGGAGGGUGAGAAAGCGGAGGUGAGCUCCGCCCCGGCCUGUCCGGACCAGACUGCAAGCUGUGUUCAUAACGCUGGUUUUUAUUUUUAAUAUGAACAGUAUUGAUAAUUAACAUAAUUAAACUGUAAUUUUAAACUGACUAUGAGAAUCAGCCUGAGUUAAAAUCUGUGAAUUGUUAAAUUAAGAAAUAUGUAUGUGGGGGCCGGUGAGAUGGCUCAGAGGUUAAGAGCUGUGGCUGCUCUUCCAGAGGUCCUGAGUUCAAUUCCCAGCAACCACAUGGUGGCUCACAACCAUCUGUAAUGAGGUCUGAUGCCCUCUUCUGGAGUGUCUGAGGACAGCUACAGUGUACUUACAUAUAACAAAUAAAUGUUCAAAAACAAUGUGUAUGUGAAAGUGAGUGGUCUGCACCCUGUGAUGACUGGCUGUGAACUGCUUGUUCUUAGUGACUAUGUCAUGUCCGUCCUCCUGACUGGCCUCAGCGUAUCUGCCUCUUCACUGUAAGGACGGAACUCAUUAAUUUGUAUAAAGUAAAUCACUGCAGUGGCCGACAGCAGCCCCGUCCUUCACGGCAGUGGAGUGAGCAUGUUUUCUGUUCCAGCCAAAUAAACCAGUGAAGGUGUCUUGGUGAUGUGCUGGCUGCAUUAGUCAUGUUCUCUAUGGCGUGCGGUCACAGACGCCUCCGUAGGUCUGCCCUUUCACAGGCCACAGAGGGAGGCAGAGAGAAAGGAGGACUGAAAUCAAAUGUAGAAUACUACCAGAUAUCGUUUGUGCUACCAUGGAAAUAAAGAUACCAUUGUGAUUAAUAACA